Pistacia vera is the source of this 2915-nucleotide messenger RNA. RefSeq names its product FK506-binding protein 5. NCBI's taxonomy places the organism in Eukaryota, Viridiplantae, Streptophyta, Magnoliopsida, Sapindales, Anacardiaceae. The record is from RefSeq and is a predicted model, not a curated record. Bases 1 to 2493 code for a protein of 830 amino acids. The transcript is spliced from 11 exons.
AUGGAGGGCAGCGACGAUUUUGAAUCUUUUUCGCUCAUCGAAGCACCUUCCUCUCCAGUCCCGGAAAGAAAGCUAAAACGAUUGAAGAAAGCUAAAACUCUCGUAGAGAAUUCACCUAAAUUUGAAGCCCUGAAUUUCAAUAAAUCAAAUAUCCAAGAUUCCGAGCAAGAGAAACUUCAAACCCUAGAUUUGGAGACGUCAACUGGCCAAGAUGAAUUCGAAACCUUAGAUUCCAAGAUAUCAAAUAUCCAUUGUGUCAAGGAAGGGGAACUUGAAACCCUAGAUUUGGAGAAGUCAACUAGCCAAGAUUUGGAGGAAUCCAAUUCUGGAUCGCAGUCCGGAUUGGAGGUUUUUGAAGAUGAGAACGGAUUGGAUUCCGGUGCUGAUAGUUUAAGUAUGCAGGAGGAUGUAUCUGGUGCUAAGAGGACUUUAAAAUUUGAUUCUUUGUCUGAGGAAUUUGAUGGAAGAAGCCAAGAUCAAUUUGAUGUCAUGGAAAUGGAAAAGGAAAAGGAAAGUGAGGAUAUGAGAGAGGAUUAUUGUGAGAAAAAACGACUACAUUCUGAUGCAUUUGGGGAUAAGAAGGAUAAAAAGAAGAGAGUCAAGAGUGUUGGUGAUGAUGAAAAGCCUAAAUCAACUGUUGUCUUAAAAAGAACUGCUAAGGAGAGAAGAGAACAGCUAAAGCAACUCCGUGCUGAGUCUCAGAGACUGUUGCGAGAAACUAGAGAUGCAGCUUUUAAAUCUGUUCCCCUUGUUCAAAAGCCUAUAUCUUCAGUUUUAGAGAAAAUUCGGCAAAGGAAGUUAGAGGCUUCAAAAAAGUCUCUCAAAUUGAGCAAAACUUCUUUUAUUGAUGAUGAUGAUGAUGGUGAUGAUGAUGAUGAUGAUAUUUUAAGAGAGGUCGGGGUCAAGGCUGGUUUUGAAAUUGCCCACAAUGAGGAUAGAGGAGACGAGAAGUCCCCUAGAGCUGUGAGUGAAAAAGCUAUUCCCCAUCCUGCUGAUGUGGAGAGUAGUUUAGGUGUCUUCUUUACCGAUGCAUCUAACAGUACUGCACAUCCAUCAAGUCAUGAAAUUAUCCCCCCUCAGAUGGCUGUGGAUGAGGAACCCAAGCAAGCAUUUCGAGCUCCUAUUGAUGAUACUCAGGACCUCUUUGCUGAUUCACAAAUAAGUGGUUCCAAAGAUGAGCUCCCAGAUGAGAAACCCAACAGUCCUCUUGAAGAAGUUCUGGCACCAUCCUUACUUGCUUUGAACCUGAAGCUUGAUUCUGUUCUUCCUGAGGAUGAUUCUGAAGAAGAGGAUAAUGACAAAGAGAAUAUCAAUCCUUCUCUAGAAAAAUUGGAUGGCUUGUCUUUGUCUCCAAAUGGUGACCCUGUUAAAGCAUUUGUUGACGAUGAAGCUGAAGAAGAAGAUGACAGUGAUAAUGACCUAUUGCGUUUCCAAGAUAAUGAAGAAGAUGAGGAUAUUGAUGAUGUUGAAGAACUCAAGGAUAUGAUAGCAACUGAAUAUAAAGAAAAACCAAUUGACACUGAAAGGCGCAAUGAACUCCAUCAAAAGUGGCUUGAGCAACAGGAUGAAGCUGGAACAGAAAAACUUUUGCAGAGAUUUAAAUGUGGUUCAAAAGAGAUAGAAAAAACUUUGUUGGAAGAAGAAGAAGAAAAGGAAGAGGAAAGUGAAGAAGACAACGACGAGUUUGGUAAUGAAGAUACUGAAGAUGUAGCUCCAGCAAAUGUUGUGAGAAUGAAUCUAAGAAAAGUAAAGGAAAUGAUUCCUCAAAUGUUUACAGAUAAGGAUGAUGCAUACAUAUCAUCUGAUGAUGAAGAAACUGAAAAGAGUAUAGUUAAGCAGUGCCUGUUUGAGAAAUCAGAAGAGCAGGCUUCAUUUUUGUCACCGGCAGAGGAUAAAGACUCUAAAGAAGUUUUUAGUCUCAUAAAGAAGCUGAAUAUUGUGCCUGACUCUAGGAGAAGGGUAAAAGCAUCAGGUAGAAGUAGUAAUAUCCUUUCCUCAUUUUUUAGUCAUAGCGAUGACCUUUAUGUCACCAAGUUCACUUCUCUUUCUGAAAUGUUGCUUAUAGGACACAAGGCAGUGUCGUCAAAGCCAUCUUUCCUAGGUCGAGGAGCAAGCCAUUCUCUUCCAUUACCUAAGAAGCAUGGCUCAAGCAUGAUGCGCUCUUUUAUCUUUGAGCGAGAUGAUAGCAAUAGCAAGAGUACAAUCUCAGUCUCAGAAGGCUCUUCAGAAACGAUUCAGAGGGAGAAUCAACCUACAAAAACUGCCUCAACUAGACUUUAUAAUUCACAAAUUAAAUCUAGUACUCAAAAUACAAAAGCUGCAGCACAAAUGAAAUCAGGCACUGCAUUAUUUGAAAUAUUGAGACGUUCUUCAUUGCAGUCCAGCCAAUGCACGCAGGACAGUGUGGCUAACUACACCGAAUCAGUAUUAGCUACGUUCAGAUUGCAGAAGCCAAUAAAGAAAGAACCUAAUAUGUCUACAAGAACACUUUAAGGUUCUUUGCCCAUAAAGUGUUCUAAAUUAUGUUUAAUGUUGAUGGUUUAUAGUCAGGUAAUGUAUCUGUUGAACACUAAAUGUAGAAACGAAAAAGCAAGACGGGAGCACAUGAUGCCUCUUGUUCAUCAUUGGGAUGUCUUGACUGCUUUCCAAUUACACAGAAAUGCCCUGAUAGUUUUAUAUUUGAAAUGCUGGAUUAUAUUGCUUUUGAAUCGUUAUUCGAAAUGAUCUGUUAAUUUUGGUCUUCUGGGUGACACUGUAAAGCGACUAGGAGCACAUUUUGGCAGUCAAAUUUGCUGAGAUCUGGUGAUGCCGUCUCUGUUCUACUCUACAGGUUGUCUUCACGUCAAAGAUAUCCAUUUGGUUUUCUUUUGAGCAUGUCGAUCAGCGGGGGAAUAGUUUCAUAUUUAGGCGUCUUC